Messenger RNA from Peromyscus californicus insignis, 1745 nucleotides. RefSeq names its product coenzyme Q9 (gene Coq9). The record is from RefSeq and is a predicted model, not a curated record. The transcript has 9 exons. Lineage: Eukaryota; Metazoa; Chordata; Mammalia; Rodentia; Cricetidae. Gene Ontology annotation, cellular component: mitochondrial inner membrane. Gene Ontology annotation, molecular function: lipid binding. Gene Ontology annotation, biological process: ubiquinone biosynthetic process. Bases 108 to 1064 code for a protein of 318 amino acids.
GAGAAGAAGGCGCACAGCACCUAGUCCUAUGAAGUAGACGCGGCCCGACUGACGGCGUGACGCUGCCCGGCGCGUCGCCGCCGUCAGCGUGCGUGCCCACUUCCAAGAUGGCGGCGGCGGCAGCACUGUCUGGCGUCCUCGGCCGGGUGGGCUGGAGGCUCCUGCCGCUGCGGUGCCUGCCCGUGGCCCGCUGCAGAUCGCCUCUGAUGCCACGUGCCUUCCAUACUUCUGUGGGGUUCAGGUCUUCAGAAGGGCAGAAGCAGCAGCCUCCCCAAUCUUUUUCUCAGCAGCGUUCUGAGACACAGGGGCCAGAAACACCCGACUCAGAGCUUCCUCGUCAGCCCCCCAGGUACACAGACCAGAGUGGAGAGGAGGAAGAGGACUAUGAGAGUGAGGAGCAGCUGCAGCAUCGCAUCUUGACAGCAGCCCUAGAGUUUGUGCCUGCCCAUGGCUGGACUGCAGAGGCCAUUGCUGAAGGAGCCCAGUCCUUGGGUCUUUCCAGCGCAGCAGCCAGCAUGUUUGGGAGUGACGGCAGUGAGCUGAUCCUUCACUUUGUUACCCAGUGCAAUGCUCGCCUCACCCAGCUACUGGAAGAGGAGCAGAAGCUGGUACAGCUGGGCCAGGCAGAGAAGAGGAAGACAGACCAGUUCCUGAGGGAUGCCGUGGAGACCAGACUGAGAAUGCUGAUCCCCUACAUCGAGCACUGGCCCCGGGCCCUCAGCAUCCUCCUACUUCCUCACAACAUCCCACCCAGCCUGAGCUUGCUCACCAGCAUGGUGGAUGACAUGUGGCAUUAUGCUGGGGACCAGUCCACUGAUUUUAACUGGUACACGCGCCGUGCGGUGCUGGCUGGCAUCUACAACACCACAGAGCUGGUCAUGAUGCAGGACUCCUCCCCGGACUUUGAAGAUACUUGGCGUUUCCUGGAAAACCGGAUUAAUGAUGCAAUGAACAUGGGCCACACAGCUAAGCAGGUGAAGUCCACUGGAGAAGCCCUGGUGCAAGGACUGAUGGGUGCGGCAGUCACGCUCAAGAACCUGACAGGCCUAAACCAGCGCCGGUGAGAGAAAGGGGGACCCCACGUACCUGGAAGGAGCAGCAGUAAAUACGAAGGACUUUGACAAGAUGCACCACCCAGCAAACAGGAUGUUAAUGAGAACACAUGAAGAACUGGGGUCACUCUGACAGCCGCGAGGCUGAAUUGCAGUGCACUCUGUUCUGAUCUGGAGUCGGGCCACUGCUGCCGUUCCUAAGACCAGGCCUGGCCUCCUGAUGCCUUCUGCAUUGCAGCUGUGUGAUUGAAAAAGGAAACUGACGUCCAAGCUCAGGCACCUUGAUCACGUCUUGACCUUAGAACUGCUCUCUGGGAGCUGGGCAUGGUAACCUAUAUUCUCAGCACUCAGGAGUCUGCCACAGCGGGAUUGAGAGUUCAAAGCCAGGCUUGUCUGUGUAGAGAAUUACAAGCCUCUUGAGUUACAUAGUGUGACCCUGUCUCAAACAAAAUCUCCUGAGAAAUACACUCAGGAGAUCACAAGCAAGUGAUCCCACAGUGACAGCUCUUCCCCAGCACAGGACAGUCCUCUGGGUCCUCAGAAAGCUGCCUCCCCUGAGACAGGUGCCUUCUGGACAGUCAUGCUGAGCCUGGCCAGAAAUGUGAUCCCAGGCCUGGCCUCACAGACACCAGCAUGCAUUGCAGGGUCACUAGUGAGAGAAUCUGUAAAAAUAAUAAACAUGUUUGAAACAAU